AUAAUGUCACAUUAAAGUUCAUUAAAACUAUUGCUCCGAGUCGGAACCUCGUCCAGUAGGCAAUUUUACACGAUGAAGUGUUUGAUUUUUCUUGUGGUGUGUUCUGCAGUGGUAUUAGCCGAAAUGUCGGAAGCCAAGCCUCAAAGUAACCAGGAAAUGGCUGGAGCGCGAUGCUGCAACAAGUGUGAACCUUGCCGAUCAAAUUUUGUUGUUGAGAAGCCUGUCGAUCCGGAUUGUCCUCGCACGCUGAACUACUCAUACAACGUACAAGUCAUCGAACCACACUGCCCCUGCCAUAAGUUUGAUAUCUUGGACGCGAACGUGGAAAAACCUAAGGAUCCUCCAUGCCCAUCGAAGCUUAAAUUAACCGCCAAGGUGGAACACCAUACAAGAGAUUGCAGUUGUCCUACUUGUUGGUAUGGAACGUUUUCCAAUAUAUCCCUGCAUACCUCAAAUUCCGAACAAUACUAUACCAAUAAGAGCUAUAGCUCAGUGCUCAAAGAACCUAAAAUUUAUGAAUUUAGAUCUCGUAGAAACUUGAUUCAGGAGGAAAAUGAUUUCACCUAUCGUUUUCCAAGAAAGCGAUACAAAAGAUCGGCUUUAGGAGAGCUCAAUUGCAAUGACCUGGUUAAGAAAGGAUACAUUUGCCGUUGUGUUCCUGAUGAUGGAAGUAGUUGUUUUUCUGAUCUCGCAGAUGAUGAACCAAUAGUAGGUUCCUCAUUUUUUAGAGAAACAGCAGAUGAAACUGAUGUUCACAUUGGUGGAAGUAGACCUCCUUCGUUUGAAACAAUAAGGAAACAUAUGUCUCCCAUUGCAUUAGCGAGAGAAGGUAGAAGCACAUUAGAGGAAGUUAGGGGUCUUGCUGAGAUAUACUACGAGAUUUAUCAACACCAACACGAGAAGAAUCUUACUAUUCCAAUCAAGUAUGGCACCAAAAUUGCUGAGGGUGAUGCUGCAGGUCUUCGGACUUACGACAUUGAGCCCGUUGAAGGCGAAUACAAACUGUCGAACAUGGAAAAAUUAGCUCAAUUCAGUAAUAGUAUGUUCGGAGAGCUCGUUGACACGGUUAAGAAAAUGCCCAAGCUUCCUAGGCUUGGCAUAUUUCCCCUUAGAGAAAAUAGGCAAAAAAGGCGGGUUCAGCGCAACUCAAGAAGAAAGAAAGAAACAUGAGUUUUAAAAAUUAUGACCAGUAAAAACAUUUUGAUCUCUAAGAGCACGUAGAUCAGCUUUAUUGGAUAUGUUUUGUUUUACUUUAUA
Messenger RNA from Armigeres subalbatus, 1257 nucleotides. RefSeq lists its product as uncharacterized. Lineage: Eukaryota; Metazoa; Arthropoda; Insecta; Diptera; Culicidae. The record is from RefSeq and is a predicted model, not a curated record. The transcript is spliced from 3 exons. Bases 73 to 1170 code for a protein of 365 amino acids.